CAGGCUGACACCUCCUCGGUGCUAUUAUGAAGUUGUUAGCUAUCAUCAAACUAAAGCAGACACAUUUCGAGAAUUUGGACUUUUUCCACGUAUAAAGGGCAACAUGCAUUGAUGCCAGACUUGAGAUUUAACGGAGACAUGUUACAUAAUCUUUGAAAAGUUUGGACCGAAAAGGAAUUACCGGGAAUUCUUCGUUGUGUUGUUAUCUUACUAGCUCGGUAGCUAGCUAAGUUAGCCAGAGACCUUACUGAAUUUAACUGGUUCAGCAGCCAGUUGAGCUUUCCUGUUAUUAUUUUGUUUUUGUUGUUUUUAGUACUAGCUACCAAAGCAGUCGUUUGGACAGUUUGGUGCCUCCUUAGGUUCCUGCCAUGGCUGACAGCAGCAUAGUGACUUUAGGGACAGCUCGGAGUCUGUUGGUGGAUUCUUCGGUCUAUGAUUCAAGGAUUGCUGAAACCACCAAGGACCAUGUAUUCCUGGGCAUGGCAUGUGAAGAUGGGGAAGAUAUGCUGCCAAAAGUGGAGACGAGGGUUGUUCUCGUGGGAGAAGCGUGCAGAAAUGGAGCGCUGGUCAAAGCACUACAGGCCAUCAGAGUAAUGGAGGUACCAGUGGUAAAGAUAAGAGAAGGCGAGGCGGGAAGCGAGGAGAAAAUGAUGAUAAAAUCUAUAGUCAAUAUGGACAUCCACACCCCGUGCAUAACGACAGAUAACGUCCAGGAGUUUGGAGACGAAGAGAACCCUGACUUUGAGACAGUGUUUGUCCUCGCAGACUUUGAUUCUCCUGACUAUAGCUACCUCUACAAACGCGACAGCCGCAUUGUUGGGCCUCCUGUUGUGCUGCACUGUGCUGCAAAGGAAGAACCUCUACAGUUUUCAUGUCGUCCUCUCUAUUCCACCACCAUGCUUAACCUGUCACUGUGUUUCACUGGCUUCAGGAACAAAGAGGAAAUGAAGAACUUGGUGAACUUGGUUCAUCACAUGGGUGGGACCAUCCGGAAAGACUUCAGCACCAAGGUCACUCAUCUCAUCGCCUACUCCACUCAUGGGGAGAAAUACAGGCUGGCAGUGUGUCUGGGGACGCCCAUCCUCACUCCAUCAUGGAUUCUGAAGGCAUGGGAGAGAAGAGAUGAUGUGUACUUCCACGCAGGAGAAGAGGAGUUUCGAACAGAGUUCAAAGUGCCUCCUUUCCAGGACUGCAUCCUCAGCUUUUUGGGUUUCUCAGAGGAAGAUAAGGCCAACAUGGAGGAGAGGACUCUUAAACAUGGUGGCGGUUACCGUGAGUUUGGAGAUGAGAGCUGUACACACAUGGUGGUGGAGGAGAACUCGGUAAAGGAGCUGCCAUUUUCUCCCUCCAAGAAACUCUUUGUGGUCAAACAGGAGUGGUUCUGGGGGAGCAUUCAGAUGGACGCUCGGGCUGGAGAGUCCAUGUACCUCUACGAGAAGAAUGACAGUCCAGCCAUGAAGAAGGCAGUGUCCCUCCUGUCCCUCGUAACGCCCAACAGUAACCGCAAGCGUCGGCGUCUGAGGGACACGCUGGCUCAGCUCACCAAGGAGACUGAGAUCUCCCCCUUCCCUCCACCGCGCAAAAGGCCGUCAGCGGAGCACUCCCUGUCCAUGGGUUCUCUGCUCGACAUCUCUAACACCCCUGAGACAUGCAAGGCCUUGGCAGAGAGUUCGAAGCCAUCCAGGAGUUCGACCCCAGUUGUGACCAAGCAGUCAGCCAGGUGGCAAGUCUCCAAGGAGCUCUACCAGACUGAGAGCAACUAUGUAGACAUUUUAAGCACCAUCCUACAGCUUUUCAAACAUCCAUUGGAUAGAGAGGGGCAGGUUGGUGGACCCAUCCUGGCCCAAGAGGAAAUUAAGACGAUAUUUGGCAGCAUCCCAGACAUCUACGAGGUUCACACCAGAAUAAAGCAUGACCUUGAGGAACUCCUGACAGACUGGCGCGAGGAAAGGAGUGUGGGAGACAUCAUUCUCAAAUAUUCUAAAGAGUUGGUGAAGGCCUACCCACCCUUUGUCAACUUUUUUGAAAUGAGCAAGGAGACUGUUGUUCGGUGUGAGAAACAAAAGCCACGCUUUCAUGCUUUUCUCAAGAUCAACCAAUCCAAGCCAGAGUGUGGCAGGCAGACACUGGUGGAGCUGCUCAUCAGACCUGUACAGAGGCUGCCUAGUGUGGCUCUUCUUCUUAACGAUAUCAAGAAACAUACGGCCGAUGACAACCCUGAUAAGAUAACACUGGAGAAAGCAAUUGAUUCUCUGAAAGAAGUCAUGACUCACAUCAAUGAGGACAAGAGGAAGACAGAAGGCCAGAAGCAGAUCUUUGAUGUUGUGUAUGAAGUUGAUGGCUGUCCUGCCAACUUGCUGUCAUCCCAUCGUAGUCUGGUUCACCGAGUAGAAACAAUCGCCCUGGGAGACCAGCCAUGUGACCGUGGAGAACAUGUUACACUCUUCCUCUUCAAUGACUGCCUUGAGAUUGCAAGGAAGCGACACAAGGUGAUCAAUACGUUUAAGAGUCCACUGGGACAGACGAGACCACCGGCACCACUCAAACAUAUUGCACUGAUGCCGCUGUCCCAGAUUCGAAGAGUGCUGGAUCUGCAGGACACAGAGGAGUGUGUGAAUGCAUUCGCCUUGGUGGUUCGGCCCCCGACUGAACAGGAGAACUUGUUGUUCAGCUUCCAACUGGCCGGAGAGGAAACAGUUAAAAGCGACUGGCUGCGAACACUUUGCCGCCAUGUUGCCAACACCAUCUGCAGGGCUGAUGCGGAGGACAUGAUUCAGUGUACAGACCCAGACUCACUACAGGUCAGCACCAAGGAUAUGGACAGCACCCUGAGCAAAGCCUCCAGGGCCAUAAAGAAGACCUCUAAAAAGGUGACGAGAGCGUUUUCUUUCACCAAGACCCCGAAGCGUGUGAUCCAGAGGGCGUUCAUGGCCAGCGGUACUCCAGAUGAGAAAAAUCAGAGGCUGAGUUACGAAAACCGCAUCGGCAGCAGCUCCACACUGGCUAUGUCUCGCUCUGCCUCUACAUUCAGUUUGAGUGAUUCAGCCAAGAGCAGUGCAGUGGUGCAGCGCUCCAACUCUCUUGACCACCCUCCUGUCAGAGCCAGGGUCCCUGUCUGUAUCCGUACCCCCUGCAGCCCAGCCCACGACCCUCCCCGUAGCCCUGGUCCCAGCACUGCCCCUGAGUUCAGCCGAAGUCCUUGUCCCAACUAUUGCCCUAGAACCCCAGAGCCCAAGUCCAUCCUUCAUGCUCCAUUAUUGACCCAACCAACGCAAUCUCCUUCAAACCUCCCUAUUUCCCAGCAGUUCAUCCCUUCAACCUGUUCCACCUCCAUUCCAGCUAUCCGAAACUCUACCUUGCUCAAUUCCAAAACCUCCCAGCCAAAAUCUAACCAGCAUGUGUCCAGGCACCUGCCCUCUGUGGGGUUCCAACCAAGGUCCCUGGCUCCUCAGCCUGUUAAUGUCAAAGGCAGGACCUUUUCUGAGUCAUGCAGGGAUCCCCAAGUCCCCUUGGACCCACAUAAGGCUGCCCUGACCAGUCAUCGCAGGGAGACUCUGCUCUAAACCAUCGCUAAACUCAAUCCUGGAGCCUGAUGCACACCAUUCCCCCUCCAUGGUCAAUCUGCAUUCCAUGUUUGAGAGGAAAUACCACACAUUCAGUCGUUCAACCACCCACCUCCUCUGAGACGCCGCCACUUGGGAGCACCUGCAGGGGUUGACCAAUCUUUCCACUUCCUUUGCCUUGACUGACGCUAAUAGCAAGAUCUGACUGGAACGGCCUAAGUGUAUGAAGUAUGGCAAAGUAGUAUUUGUCCGUACUGGAGCUUUUGACAGACUUUCCAAAUCCAGUAAAAAUUGCAUUUAGCCGCAGAUGGAAAAAUGCACUGAAACUAUGGACAUCAAUCUGAUAUGUGGCAGUAUCAGAAUUGUCCAGCUAACUGCUAAGUGUGCUCCCCAGCUGGAACUUCGCCCAAGUAGUAGGGUAACAGCAAUAAACCGGUUGUUCGUCAACCUGAAGCCUACCAUGUGACGUAUUCUGCUAAAAUUGGUCUGUGUGAGGGAGAACUUGCAAGAAAAACAAUACAAUUUUUGAUCUGACAAGGCAGUUUGGCGCAUCUUUCCAAACAUACACAAUGCUUGAAUUAAGACUGUAUCCAGGCACUAACUGGAACGGUACUACAUCAUGCCAGGGGCUACAGUCGUACCACUGGUUCUAGUAAGGUUUGCCUUACCCUUAAAAAUGAAGGAUGUUCUGCUUUUUGUCUGCAUUUGUUAAUAGAUUAUCUUGACAUGAUUCAUUGUUUUGUCAACGUACUUUAUCAGACACUUGUUACAUUUUGUGUACAUGGGUUGUCUGUUCAGGUUUCUGAUUUGUCCCCAUUGUUCAGUGAAGUGUUAACACUAAGUAUAGACCAAGUAAACAAUAUGACUCAUCCUCUGGUUUGAAUGGGGUCAUCAUGCUGUCCCCAAAUGUCCCUGAAUGCGUGUUUUAGUUCACUGUGCUUUGGUUAAGUAAAUUAUCAUUUAAUUUUGAUGUUGAGGUAUUUCUAUGAAGGUUACAGGCAAUAAAAGUAACAGGUAACAAAUGCAGAUUGCUAACCUCUUUGUGCUUUAUGUACUUGUAAAAAUUUUCUUGCCCUUUACUGUGUUUUUUAAUAAACUGACUUUUUGAGAGACCUUUAUAUUAACUGACAUUUAAUGUUGUUUUAUUGUAAAGGGAGUAGACUUAAUUUUCACCCAAUAUAAUAUGACUUAUUGUAAUUGACUCACCCUCUUAACCUAAACUUACGAUAGCUUCCAGCUUUUAUAAAGCUUCUAUUUUUAACAUUUAAGAGAUUCAGUUGAGAAGAAUAAAAGUGCUUAUGCUCUUAUGUCCUGUACGCCCGUCCACGUUUUAAAAGAGGCUUUUACAGUGUGUCUACAUUGUGUAUGUGUUCAAGAAGGGAUCCUGCUUCAGUGUACAUAUUUAUUCUCUAUGAAUUCAUUUUACCUGUUCUCUUUUUUUCUCUUGCUAUUUAUGUUUUUCACCACUUUUUAUUUGUCAUUUCGCUAAUGCUGUUUUCAUUGAGCUAUAAUCUUCUCUGGUUGUUUCAUCUCUGUAUUAAAUGCACUUAAACAUG
Messenger RNA from Seriola aureovittata, 5119 nucleotides. RefSeq names its product epithelial cell transforming 2 (gene ect2). Lineage: Eukaryota; Metazoa; Chordata; Actinopteri; Carangiformes; Carangidae. Bases 369 to 3563 code for a protein of 1064 amino acids. The transcript has 26 exons. Gene Ontology annotation, molecular function: guanyl-nucleotide exchange factor activity; GTPase activator activity. Gene Ontology annotation, cellular component: nucleus; cell cortex. Gene Ontology annotation, biological process: mitotic cytokinesis; intracellular signal transduction; activation of GTPase activity. The record is from RefSeq and is a predicted model, not a curated record.